AUGGAUCGCCAAAUGACUCAAAUUGAUAUCUUGUUUCCGACCAUCGAUAAUGAUGAAUCUUGCAAAACCCUAAGACCUCCCACCCGCCUGAGCAUCCAAGAGAUCAACACCUUCCAAGACGUAGAGAGCCUCGUAAAGCACUUGACAGACGAGCUCAACCUGUCGGUCAAGGGCCUCAAGCUUUACAAUGCUAUUACCCUCAUGGAAGUCUCUUCGCUCCAGUUUGACUCCGAUGCCGGACCGUACAAACUUCUGCUGCUGCCCGCUGAAGGCUGCUCAGACCCCAAGGAAAUGCUUCAGUAUGGGUCAAAGCGCGCAUCUACGCAGGAGCUGUACGACGAGGGUUGCACAUCGUUCAGGAGAUAUCUGAGCGCUCUCAGGCACUGCCUGAGCAACAUCCGAGCGAUGUACUACAUGUACCUUGAAGGAGAGCAGGCAGGCGCGAAGAGGUUUGUAGACCAGGUGCUGAGGCUGAUAGAUCAGCCAAAUGCAGAGAUGAGACGACGCGGACGGAUCGCAAACGCAAAAAAAUUUUAUCAACACGACCUGAGCUGCUUGAGGACGAUGCUGAACAAAUAUCUUGUUGAGUCUGGCUCUAUGUCGGAGCAGAUUGACCUGGAGUUCGAGGUGAUCCAUCAAGACUCUGCUAGCUCGGCCCCUCCGCAUCGACUAGCAGACUCGAUGUGCUGCCUUGACCGAGUGCUGAGCGACGACGCCAGGGACUGCUUCCCCAUCUACGUCGAGAUCCCCGACCAUGCAGACCCCACCAAGCGCUCGAUCGCUACGGGGGCGAUAUUCUACUUUCCGAACCAGGGCAACAAGGACACAGUCCCGUACGUUGACGAGCUGCAUGGGCACUCAAGCUCAUUGGAUCGCCGCUUCAUGGUGUUCUGGAUGGGACGAUGGCUUCCUGAAGAAGAUUUCGUACCAGGUUUCAUGAGAUACCGUGAGGGGGAUAAGCCGCUUGCCCCGCAGCGAUGCUAUGCAAGGACUUUCGGCAUUCUUUUUGUAGACCGAGGGAUCGAGCCAGAGGCAAACAAGCUGGCCCUGAGCAAGUCUGCUCCAAAUGUAAAGAAGAUGAAGGAGGCGAUUGACUCGAAGGACCUUGCAAAAGCAUAUGAUUACUGGCUCAAAGAAUGUCACCUCAAGUUUGAUGCAGAGGUCUCCUUCGAAGACGAAAACCCAAAGUACAUAGAUGCUGAAGGAAUGUCUCAGCACGACAAGAUCAUAUUCUGCGACAAUGUGUAUAAGGUGGGUGAAUUCGUCGAGCUGUACAAAGAGUCAAAGGAGAAAGCAAAGAUUGAAAGUCAUAUAGGAAGGAUCGAGAGGUUCUUGCAAGAUAAGCACUUUGACCUGCACUUGCCAACAGGGGAGGUCGAGCUUCUUCUAUUGGCUUCAGACAACAGCAUGACGAAGCAUAAUCGCUUCAGAAUACAAAACUAUUCCAUGAGGCCCCUCAGCAACAAAGAGUUCGAGGCUACCAGAGCAAAGAAUGAGAAGCAGAUAGUCAGAUCAGUCGCUAUCGAGUUCCGCAACCACAUCGUGAAGGCUGGCAUGUUACCGCUUACAAGGGUUGUCUGCAAGAACUCAAACAACGAAGUCAUUCAGACAAACAUCCCGAUCUUCAAGGUCACAGUGGCGUCACAAGAUUGCUUGGAAAGCUUCGAAGUGUCUAAUGGGCUUCUGUCUUCUCCUGAAAAGAUAGUGCCCAAUGGGCAUCUGUCUUUUCCUGACAAGAUAGUGAAGAAGCUCGCGACUGUCGCAGGCCGGUAUACGAUUUCCCUUGAGCCAGCUGCAGGUCAGACGCCGUUCACGUGCGAGCCCGCGACGUUCUACAUCACCCCAGCAGAGAUGCACAAGACGAGGCUCGGGCUCUAG
Guillardia theta CCMP2712 is the source of this 1878-nucleotide messenger RNA. RefSeq lists its product as hypothetical. NCBI's taxonomy places the organism in Eukaryota, Cryptophyceae, Pyrenomonadales, Geminigeraceae. Gene Ontology annotation, biological process: double-strand break repair. The transcript is spliced from 6 exons. Bases 1 to 1878 code for a protein of 625 amino acids. The record is from RefSeq and is a predicted model, not a curated record.